Molecule: messenger RNA, 2628 nt
Organism: Myripristis murdjan (pinecone soldierfish)
Lineage: Eukaryota; Metazoa; Chordata; Actinopteri; Holocentriformes; Holocentridae
Product: deoxyribonuclease-1-like 1
Exons: 9
Coding region: 208-1161 (317 amino acids)
Biological process (GO): DNA catabolic process
Cellular component (GO): nucleus
Molecular function (GO): DNA binding; deoxyribonuclease I activity
Source: RefSeq, a predicted model, not a curated record
CAGGAAGGUGAUUCUGUGGGAGGAGUGUAAGGUGACACCAGAGAGCCUCACCCAGCAGCUGCCACAAACACACACUCACACACUCGCUCACACACACACACACACACACACACACAUACACACACACACACCUCAGUUCAGGACAAACACUCGACCCAAAAGUCACGGCUGCGCUCUCCUGACCAGUUUUUCCUCCACAGUCUGACCAUGAGGUGGUGCUCUACUCCUCGUCUUCCUCUCCUCCUCUUCCUCGCCUUCCUCCUCCUGAUUGGCCGGUCGAGCGGAAAAAGCCCAGGGUUCAAGAUCUGUGCCUUUAACACGCUGGGCCUGAACGCCGCCAAAGCUGCAAACUCCAGAGUCACACACACUCUGACCAGGAUUGUGUCUCGCUGUGACAUCACUCUCCUGCAGGAAGUGAAGGAUUCUGGGGGUUCGGCAGUGAGGGCUCUGGAAGCUGCUCUCAACAGGUACAGUGACAGGUAUGACCAGUAUCACUACCAGUCAGUGUCCAGUGCUGCUCUGGGAAACGACCCCAAGGACAUGCAGCAGUACGUCUUCAUCUACAGGACGGAGACGGUGAAUGUCACGGCUCAGCAUCAGUACCGAAAGCCUCAGUCGUUUGUGAGAGAACCCUUCGCUGUUCGUUUCCGCAGCAACAAAACCGCGACAAAAGACUUUGUGCUGGUUGCGCUGCACACGGUGCCGGAGAAGGCUGUCCAGGAGAUCGACCGGCUCUAUGAUGUUUUCCAGGAAGUUAGCAAGAAGUGGAACACCCAGAAUGUGAUGUUCCUGGGAGACUUUAACGCCGGCUGUGCUCACAUGACCCGAGCCAACAAGAGGCAGAUCCGACUGUUCAGCCAGCCGGGUUUCUUCUGGCUGAUCGGAGACAAGGUGGACACGACGGUGGGCGACGGCACCAACUGUCCCUAUGACAGGAUUGUGGUGUAUGGAGAACCCUUCCUGAAGACCAUCAAGCCGUAUUCUGCCAAGGCCUUCAACUUUCCCAAGGAGUUCAGGCUGCAGAGGGAGCGGGCGCUGAAGGUGAGCGACCACCUGCCUGUGGAGGUGGAGCUUAACAGCUCUGCCCACCUGUGUCAGGCCACGCCCCUCCUGCUCCUGCUGCUGUGUGUCAUCGCCCAGUCCUGCCUGUCCGCUCUGUGAUCGUCUGGUCGGGUCUGAGCUGUAUAUUAACGUGUAUGAUGUAACAUGCAGACGCUGAUGAGUCACACUUCUCAGGAACAUUUCGACAGGCGGACAGUUUCUUUAAUCAGGUCCAGAUCAAAUGUUCAGCCACAUGCAAACCUGCUCUGUGUGUGAUUCACACCACUGUGUGCUCAGCGUAUAUGUUACCAUGGAAACCACUGUGUCCUUAAACUCUGGCUCAAUGUUAUUAUAGUACCCUCUGUUCAAGAACUCCGAUUCCAUGUUGCCGCGGUAACCACUGUGCUCUAGAACUCUGGUUCCAUGUCACCGUGGUAACCCCUGUGAUCUAGAACUCUGGUUCCAUGUCACCGUGGUAACCCCUGUGAUCUAGAACUCUGGUUCCAUGUCACCAUGGUAACCCCUGUGAUCUAGAACUCUGCUUCCAUGUCACCACGGUAACCACUGUGCUCUGAAAUCCUGGUUCCAUGUUGCCAUGGUAACCACUGUGCUCUAAAAUCCUGGUUCCAUGUCACCGUGGUACUUGCCGCUCUAAAACCCCGUCCCAUGUUACCAUGGUAUUUCUAGAACUGUGGCUCUACGUUGCCAUGGUAACUGUAACACGGUAACCAUAGUUAUUUCAUGCUAAAUCAUAAAGAAUAUGACACUGAGCCUUUGAUCCAGCUGAAAGCUAAUCUGACAGAUUGGUGGCAUGAAAGCAAAGUUCAUCACAGGUUCCAGUUACUGAGUCAUAUUAAGAGUCACGUUGCUGACAAAAUUAAAUGAUUUAUCAUUUAAAAACAACUUUUCACACAGUGAACUCUUCCUGUACCAGACAUGCAGAGUUCUCCUCACUGUGACUCUGACUCUGUCCUCAGCCAAGACAGCAGCACUGUGGCUGUGCUGGAAUCUUCUCAGGGAAACACACACACACACACACACACACACACACACGCACACACACACACCGAUGCUGAGAUUUCUGUCUCGGGUGUGUGAUUACGUGGCAGACGCCUGCUGCUCCCCUGCAGAGGAAGCUUCCACACGGUGUGACAGGGCUGAGGAUGAUGAUGCUGUGUUCAGAGUGCAGUGUGUGUUGCUGCCGGAUGCCGCCGCUGGGAAUUGAACCAGUGACUGUGGCAGUGUGGCAGCCUUGGCUCGUCCUCUGACCGACACACAGUCCCGUCCCGUCCCGUCUGAGUGAACCGACGCACUGCAGACUGAGUGUGAAUGUGGAUUAUCCAGCUUGUCACACACUCAGUCAGGUAAAUCAAUAAUCUGUGAUCGAUCAAGUUUUAAAGGUGAUCGGUGUGAUCCUGCUGCUGUCGUGUCUGUUUAUCUGGUGAAACAGCAGGUUUUUAACGACAGCUGCCAUUUUAUACUCUGUACAGAAUCCCAUGUAAAUAUCUGGAAGAAGUCUGGAAUAUUUUAUGAAUGUUUGUAUGUUUAUGUUUUUAGCAUGAAAUAAUAAAUUUUUUAACAUUGAAA